Messenger RNA from Lindgomyces ingoldianus, 588 nucleotides. RefSeq names its product small COPII coat GTPase SAR1. The annotation marks the transcript as partial. The transcript has 6 exons. Gene Ontology annotation, molecular function: GTP binding; GTPase activity. NCBI's taxonomy places the organism in Eukaryota, Fungi, Ascomycota, Dothideomycetes, Pleosporales, Lindgomycetaceae. Gene Ontology annotation, cellular component: COPII vesicle coat; endoplasmic reticulum exit site. Gene Ontology annotation, biological process: vesicle organization; endoplasmic reticulum to Golgi vesicle-mediated transport; intracellular protein transport. The record is from RefSeq and is a predicted model, not a curated record.
ACAGUCUGGGAUACCCUAUCCUCCCUUGGCCUGACGAAUAAACAUGCAAAACUCUUGUUCCUCGGUCUUGACAAUGCGGGCAAGACGACGCUCCUGCAUUUGUUGAAGAAUGACCGCCUAGCCGUGCUUCCACCUACCCAACACCCAACAUCCUCCACCGUAACCAUCUCCAACAUAACCUUCACAACCUUCGACCUAGGUGGCCACACCUCCGCUCGUCGCAUCUGGCACGCAUACUUCCCCGACGUCUCCGCCAUAAUCUUCCUUGUCGAUGCCCGAGACCAGUGGCGACUUCCAGAAGCCAAAGCCGAGCUCUCCAAACUACUUUCCAUGGACGAGUUAAGAGACAUCCCGAUUUUGGUGCUCGGCAACAAGAUCGAUCACCCUGAAGCGGUUAGUGAGAGGGUGUUGAGGGAGGCUCUGGGGGUGGGAUGGGAAACGACGGGGAAGGCGAUGGGGGUUGGGGGGAAGGGGAAGGGGACAGGGGUGGGUGAAGGGGGACUGAGGCCGUUGGAGGUGUUUAUGUGUAGUUUGGUUAUGAGACAAGGAUAUGGGGAGGCCAUUCGGUGGCUUAGUCAGUAUGUUUGA